GUGUGUUCGUUCAGUCUUGAGUCAUUCGUUGCAGCAGCUGGUCCGCUCUAGAUUUUCUCGUCGGAACAUCCAGCAAAUCGAUCGUCGCCGCGUCGCUGCUAUCAAAGCAAAAUUAUCACCAGCCCAGCAGCAACUGCAAAACUGUGUUAUCAGGAGAGGCCGAUUCCGCGAGGAGAAGCAGCGAUCGACUUGGACGGGGUUAUAAAAGUGGUCAGCUGGUACGGGACGGAUUUCAUUCGAUUGGCAGAACCGGUGCCGUCUGGAAGUGAUUCCCGGGAGGAAGAAAAGAAGAAGAGUUCGGGAAGCCGAUUUUGGUGCUCCGGAAGUGAUUUGUGUGAUUUGAGCAAGGAAUAUUCUGAAUACUGACGAAGAUGGAACACGUCAACGGAAGCAGCGAAAAGGAAGUCCGGGUGUGGUGCGACGGAUGCUACGACAUGGUGCACUUUGGCCACGCAAAUUCCCUCCGCCAGGCCAAAGCCCUCGGCCACAAGCUGGUGGUUGGAAUUCACAAUGACGAGGACAUUACCAAGAACAAGGGCCCGCCGGUGUUCACGCAGGAGGAAAGGUACAAAAUGGUGCGCGGAAUAAAGUGGGUCGACGAGGUCGUGGAGGAUGCACCGUACGUGACGACGCUGGAAACCCUGGACAAUAACAACUGCGAUUUCUGCGUGCACGGCGACGACAUCACGCUGACAGCCGAUGGCGUCGACACCUACCACUUGGUCAAGACCGCGGAACGUUACAAGGAAGUUUCGCGCACGGCCGGAGUCUCGACGACGGACCUCGUUGGUCGGAUGCUGUUGAUGACGCGGAACCACUUCAAACAAGGUGACCAAGAGUAUAGCGUCGAAAAAGAUGGAUCCUCCAAGCUGGGCCAGGACCACUCGGCGCGUAGCCCCUGGACCGGUUGCUCCCAGUUCCUGCCCACGACGCAGAAGAUUAUCCAGUUUAGCGACGGCAAGGCACCGAAGCCAACGGACAAGAUUGUGUACGUGGCCGGUGCGUUUGACCUGUUCCACGUUGGCCAUUUGGACUUUUUGGAAAAGGCCAAAACGUUCGGCGACUACCUGAUUGUGGGACUCCACACUGACCCCGUCGUGAACGUAUACAAGGGCGGCAACUAUCCGAUCAUGAACCUGCACGAGCGCGUCCUCAGCGUGCUGGCCUGCAAGUAUGUCAACGAGGUCGUCAUUGGGGCCCCCUACUCGGUCACCAAGGACCUGAUGGAGCACUUUAACGUAGAUCUGGUGUGCCACGGACAGACGACGAUCGCGCCGGACGUGGGCAAUCUUGACCCGUACGCCGUGCCGAAGCAGAUGGGCAAAUUCAUGCUGAUUGACUCUGGCAACCCCAUCACGACCGAGGACAUUGUCGAGCGGAUCAUCCGGCAUCGGCUGGAGUACGAGGCGCGCAACGUCAAGAAGGAAAAGAAGGAGAUUGAGGUGUUUGAGGCCAUGCAGCGGGUGAAGCUGGCGGAAAAGUGCGGUUGACUACCGGCGGACGACUAAGCGCGCCCGCGACUAAGAUGACGACGAUCGCCUGGUGCGCCGCCUGAAAAACCUGUUACAACAUGCCAGCAACAAGCAACACACCCCGAGCGAGCGCAGCAGAUGAGAGUCAAAUUGUAGACAAAUUGAUUUUAUUUUAUUUACGCGUAGCACAGUCACCCCCCGGAAGAGGUCAGGACCUUUUUUUUUUCGAGGCGAGGAUUGUGCUGAAAGGAUUCAAUUGUGCAUAGGUUAUUUUGUUAGUAAUAUUUGUUUUGUGUUUAGUUUUAUAUGCUAUUUUCUGCAUCUUACACAGAGGAAGUUUAUAUUAAUUUAUGUGAGCACGGCGCCGUUUGGCACCAAUCGUGGAGUAACAAAACUUUUAUCUUUUAUAAUAUACACGCAAAAAAUCCCAAAUAUAUUGCUGUAAGAAUCUCGAAACUGCAACCGUUUAUUGAGGAAAAGGAAUUAACCUGUAGGAUGAAGCCAAAGUUGCAAAAAACAAACGCUACCCGCUAUGAAUUAUCCUUUGAGUUUCUCCCUAACCUUGCUGUCGCAUUUUUCUUUUAAACUAUUUCCGUUCGCAACUUCGGCUAAAACAACAAAUUUUGCGCGAACGUGAAGAGUUAUGUUAAACUGGGAAAAAUUACCCUUGUUUUCAUUUGAGCGAAAACGAGUGAAAUUAAUACCCAAGAAAAGCAAAAAUACAAUUAGAUAAGCUAGAUUUGUGUAUCAGUGUACAGAUAAUUAGAUUAUUAGAAAUCGAGAGAACAAGCAACAUUCAUUCCCGCGGCGAGAAGAGGCAUUACUGGUAAUAUCUCCCGAAACAAGAGUUUGUGUGAUAUUAGGAGCCGGAGGAACGGGGGAACGGGUUAACGUUACCUAAUUUCCCCCUGAAACGGGUAGGUAGAUUCAAAUUGAAGAAAAAAAACAACACAAACACACACACAGCCACGGUGUCACACGCGUGCAUAAUCAAAAAUUGAGAAGCGCAAAGCCCCUAAUUACUCUUCUUCUCUUUAAAAGGUUAACUUUGAAAAAGUAAAUGCUAAACUCUCCUUUUAGUCGGCUGAAAAGCAGUAGAAAACAAACCUCCAAUUCUAAGUGCGCGGCUUUCGUUGGAACUUGGAUCGCUGGGACGUGGUCCCAGCGGUUGGAGUUUUAAAGGGGGUCGUGUCGUAGGUUCUUAAUCGCGACUACUUAAACUAUUGUGUUAUCAAUCAAGAUUUUGUAACGUUUCUUAAGGCAAAAAUAUAAAACACUUACGCUUCUAUGAAAAAAA
Culex quinquefasciatus (southern house mosquito) is the source of this 2769-nucleotide messenger RNA. It is a transcript of the gene Pect, whose product is annotated as ethanolamine-phosphate cytidylyltransferase. Gene Ontology annotation, molecular function: ethanolamine-phosphate cytidylyltransferase activity. NCBI's taxonomy places the organism in Eukaryota, Metazoa, Arthropoda, Insecta, Diptera, Culicidae. Gene Ontology annotation, biological process: phosphatidylethanolamine biosynthetic process. The coding region runs from base 372 to 1490 and encodes 372 amino acids. The transcript has 7 exons. Gene Ontology annotation, cellular component: cytoplasm. The record is from RefSeq and is a predicted model, not a curated record.